CAAACUGGACGCAGCGAGUGAUGAGGACUGAGAUCGAGGUCCUAAUAUAACUGCGCAAAGGAAAGCUUUAAAGACGAGAGCGCUGACUUUUGGAUUACGCGGUACUUUAACCUGAGGGCAGCUCACGAAGCCAACUUUAAUGGAGUGAGCUGGCAGUAAAUCGAGCAGGGCAGCUCACUACCACACGGCUGAAAAAGCUCCAGAAUCUGUUUUGUGAUGUGACCGCUGGCUGCGCCAAAGCGGCGCUUUUACGCACGAUGGAGGACCUUUUACGCGAGCAGACCAGCUGGCCGCAGAAUGUUUCCUGGAGCAACUCGAGUCGUGGAAACGGCAGUCUUUUAGGAAACACCACGGUGAAUCCCCUGAAGCGAAACGAAGAAGUGGCCAAAGUGGAAGUUACCGUCCUGGUCCUGGUACUGCUGUUCGCUCUAGCCGGCAACCUGUGCGUCCUGUGGGCUAUCCACGCCACCAAGCACAACCAGUCUCGGAUGUAUUACUUCAUGAAGCACCUGAGCAUCGCUGACCUUGUCGUUGCAAUCUUUCAGGUCUUACCACAACUCAUUUGGGAUAUCACAUUUCGCUUCUAUGGGCCGGAUUUGCUGUGCAGGCUGGUUAAAUACCUCCAGGUGGUGGGUAUGUUUGCGUCUACCUACCUGCUCGUCCUGAUGUCCAUCGACAGGUGCUUGGCAAUCUGCCAGCCGCUUCGCCCCGUGCACAAAAGAAAGGAUCGCUUUUACGUGAUCGCCUCUUGGAUGCUCAGCCUGAUCUUCAGCACUCCUCAAGCCUACAUAUUUUCUUUGAGGGAGGUCGGGGACGGUGUGUAUGACUGCUGGGGGGACUUUGUACAGCCAUGGGGUGCCAAAGCAUACAUCACUUGGAUGAGUCUCAGCAUUUACAUUUUCCCAGUGGCGAUUUUAAGCAUCUGCUAUGGCUUGAUAUGUUUUAAAAUAUGGCAAAACUUCAACCUAAAGACCAGAAGAGAGCACUUCCUGGCCCUGACGACAAGGCCCUCCAAAGGCACGCAUCCCCUCUCUCGUGUGAGCAGCGUGAGGCUCAUCUCAAAAGCGAAGAUCCGCACAGUGAAAAUGACAUUUGUGGUAGUCAUUGCCUACAUUGUGUGCUGGACUCCCUUCUUCUUUGUCCAGAUGUGGUCCGCAUGGGAUCCUGCUGCACCAAGAGAAGACAUGGCCUUCAUCAUCGCCAUGUUGCUGGCCAGUCUCAACAGCUGCUGCAACCCCUGGAUCUACAUGUUCUUCGCCGGCCACCUGUUCCAGGACCUGAUGCAGUGCUUCGUCUGCUGCUGUCGACGGUACCUGACAGCCUCCUCCUGCAGCUGUGAUGGACAGUGCAGGCACAAGAGCAGCUCCCCGACAUACGUCAUCAAGAACACGGGCGCCAGAGGAGCCUCUCGCACACAUCCAGCACAGGGGGGCCGGGGCACUGAGAGCAAGCUGAAAGCCAGCCAGGUUUCCUGUGGUCGAGCGAGCCGGCCAGCACGCAAGUCCCCCUUUUUCAGGCAUUGCAUGACCUGCAGCGGUGGCCAUUACAACAUGUUUUGAAUUGAGCUGAGUUUACAGACAAUAUAAACCACCCGUCCAGACAAUACUCUGCAUCCUGUGAUAACACAGAGCAGAACCUUCAUGGACGGGUGCCCUCUGCUUUCCUCUUGGACUCCCUUUGCAGAGGAGUCGUGCACAUCAUAUUGCAGGCUUUAGCAUUUCAAGAUUUAUCCUCCAUCUUCCUGUAAAAACAAUCAUGAGCAUUUUCACAGCUGUUUGCAUGCAUCUGGUCUUUAGCCUUGAAUUUUAAAGUCUCAUUCCAACCAUUAUUGUCCUGAUUUGACCUUAAAAGACAAGCAGUCAUCACAAUGAUUAUAGUAAUGUUUCACAAGGAGAUUUUUUCUACAAAAAGCAUAAUUUCUAACUGCGUUUUAAGAGAGGCAGGAGUUCGGUAUGUUACCAAAAUAUCUUUGCUCUGUGUAAAUGGGCUCUAAUUAAGUUCCUGUAAUGAUUGUUUAGCCCUUUAAAGCAGCAUUACUUUGUGUAUAAGUAUUAUUAUAUUAUAAUCAUGGUAAAAUCACAAUGUUGAUAUGCAUGAAUGAUAUUAAGGUUAUUAAGAUGCAACCCUGACUCAAAAAAACAGUUGGGACGCUGUGUAAAACAUAAAUAAAACAAAUAAAAUGUAAUAAUUGGCGGAUCCUUUUUGACAUAUACUCAAUUGAAAACAGUACAAAGACAAUAUAUUCAUAU
Molecule: messenger RNA, 2249 nt
Organism: Chelmon rostratus (copperband butterflyfish)
Lineage: Eukaryota; Metazoa; Chordata; Actinopteri; Chaetodontiformes; Chaetodontidae
Gene: oxtrb
Product: oxytocin receptor like
Biological process (GO): female pregnancy; positive regulation of vasoconstriction; regulation of systemic arterial blood pressure by vasopressin
Cellular component (GO): membrane
Molecular function (GO): vasopressin receptor activity; oxytocin receptor activity; peptide binding
Source: RefSeq, a predicted model, not a curated record